This is a messenger RNA of Oryza brachyantha (malo sina), 1265 nucleotides long. Its product is annotated as GDSL esterase/lipase At4g16230-like. The record is from RefSeq and is a predicted model, not a curated record. Bases 1 to 1110 code for a protein of 369 amino acids. NCBI's taxonomy places the organism in Eukaryota, Viridiplantae, Streptophyta, Magnoliopsida, Poales, Poaceae. The transcript is spliced from 5 exons. Gene Ontology annotation, molecular function: hydrolase activity, acting on ester bonds.
AUGGCCAGGCGCAGCGGAGCAUUCGCGCUCGUUGCGGCGCUGUGCUUGCUCGAGCUCGCGCGGCGAGGGCUCGCCGAUGAGCCUGCCGUGCCGGCCAUGUUCGUGUUCGGGGACUCCACGGUGGACGUCGGCAACAACAACUUCCUGGCGAACUGCAAGCUCGUCUGCAGAGCCAACUACCCGAGGUACGGCGUCGACUACCCGUUCCAGUCGCCGACGGGUCGGUUCAGCAAUGGAUACAAUUUGGCCGACCAGAUCGCGCAAAAUCUUGGCUUCGACAAGAGCCCGCCACCGUACCUGUCCCUGCCGGACGUGACCAUCAUUUCGCAGAUGAGCAAGGGCAUCAACUUCGCGUCAGGGGGGUCAGGACUGCUUGAUAGCACGGGCGGAGCAGUGUGCACGGAAGUGUUCAACAUGAGCGCCCAGGUGCAGAGCUUCACGUCGGCCGUGCAGAAGAUGGGGAACGGGACGGCCGAUCUCAUCUCCAAAUCUCUCAUCUUCAUCAACACCGGCAGCAACGACUUGUUCGAGUACACCGAUAUCCCGUCAAACACCACCCGCAACGACACCGAAUUCUUGCAGAGCCUCGUCGUCUUCUACAAGAGCCACCUGAAGGAGCUGUACGGCGCCGGGGCGAGGAAAUUCAGCGUGGUCAGCCCGUCGCUGGUGGGAUGCUGCCCUUCGCAGAGGGCGAUCGCGCGCGCCAAGAACGACCUCGACGGCUACGGCUGCUACCGCGCGGCGAACGGCCUCUCCAGGCAGCUCUACCCGAUGCUGGACUCGAUGCUGCGCGGCCUCGCCGCCGACCUGGGCGGCAUGCGUUACUCCCUCGCCGACUCCGUCCGCAUGGCCGAGCUCAUCUUCAACGGCACGGUCCUGCCUGGCGCGAAUUUCACGGUGCUGGACAAGCCGUGCUGCGGCGGCGGCGGCGGCACGGGCGUGUGCAACCGCACGGCGGCGCUGUGCGAGGACAGGCGGGCCUACCUCUUCUGGGAUAACAACCACCCUACGGAAGCCGCGUCGCGCGUCGCCGCGCUCGAGCUCUUCGCCGACCCUGGGGUGUUCGUCCACCCAAUCAACGUGCGCGAGCUGGCGGAGCUGCGGACGUAGGAAGGGCGCACGGACCAGGACGUGAUGAUACGUAAUAAGUGGUGGUGUGCUGUUCUAUGGAGAGGUUAUUAGUACCGUGCAAUUCGCACAUCGGCGUGCUGUCGUACGAGUUUUAUCAUGCAUUUGUUGAGAUUGAUCAUUCACUCUUAAACAAG